AUGUUUGUGGUGGAUCAGCUUGUUAAUGAUAUUGAAACAUUUGAGAAGGAUGAAGAGGACCAUUCAUUUUCUGAUCAGAACACAGGAGAACAAUCUAACAGUGGUUUUGUGGCACUGCAAGACCAUGAUUACCUGGAAACAUCUCCUUCCACUGAAGAGCAGCUGAAUGCAGCACAAAAGGAGAUUGCUCGUCUGACAAAAGAAAAUGAAAAUUUAAGAAGUCAGCAGUUUUGUCUACAAAGAUUCCAAUGUGAGCCCAAGCUGAUCAUGUUUUACACCGGAUGUAAAGAUUAUGAAACCCUCAAAGCACUCUACCAGUCUCUUCAACCUACAGCACAGUCUCUGGUGAGAUGGACUCAAAUGCAAAGACUUAAUAAAACAGAACAGACUGUAACUGCUGGCUUUCAGGCUCAAGACAUUGGCCUCUUUGACCAGUUUUUCUUGUUUCUCUGCCGUAUGAGGCAGGGGCUUCUUUCCGCAGAUUUAGCAGUAAGGUUUAAUAUCUCAAAGGCCACAGUCAGCAGGAUAUGUAUAACUUGGGCUAACUACCUGUAUUUCAUGCUUGGUACACUACCAGUAUGGCCAAGUAGAGAGGCUGUUGAUGAGCUAAUGCCACCCUGCUUCAAGAAGACCUUUCCAAAAACACGUGUUGUGCUAGAUUGUACUGAGAUCCAUAUUCAAGCAGCAAGUUCAAAAGUUCUGAACACCAUGACAUACUCUCAUUACAAGGGAACCACAACUUUGAAAUCCCUGAUUGGCAUCACACCCUUUGGGACAGUUAGCUUUGUAAGCAACCUAUACACAGGCUCCAUCUCUGACAAGGAAAUCACCAAAGAGUCAGGCAUUCUGAAACUGCUUGAGCCAGGUGAUGAAGUAAUGGCUGAUAAGGGCUUUCUUAUCAAAGACCUCCUUGCUGACAUCAAUGUCAGUCUUGUAACCCCAGCUUUCACAGGGCCAAGCGGACAAUUCAGUAAAUAUGAAAUUACACAUACCCAAGAGAUUGCCCGCUUGAGGAUACAUGUGGAGAGGGCCAUCAGACGCAUCAAGGAAUAUCACAUUUUUGAUGGUGUCCUACCCCUUUCACUCUGUGGUUCAGUCAACCAGAUGUGGACUGUUUGUGCUCUAUUGACAAAUUUCCAAGGACCUCUAUUUUAAAUAAAUAGUUAACUCAAAAAUGAAAAUCUGCUGAAAAUGUACUCCCCCUC
Messenger RNA from Sinocyclocheilus rhinocerous, 1205 nucleotides. RefSeq lists its product as uncharacterized. The record is from RefSeq and is a predicted model, not a curated record. The coding region runs from base 1 to 1155 and encodes 384 amino acids. NCBI's taxonomy places the organism in Eukaryota, Metazoa, Chordata, Actinopteri, Cypriniformes, Cyprinidae. The transcript is spliced from 3 exons.